Messenger RNA from Acyrthosiphon pisum (pea aphid), 1070 nucleotides. RefSeq lists its product as uncharacterized. Gene Ontology annotation, molecular function: nucleic acid binding; zinc ion binding. The transcript has 2 exons. Bases 30 to 872 code for a protein of 280 amino acids. The record is from RefSeq and is a predicted model, not a curated record. Lineage: Eukaryota; Metazoa; Arthropoda; Insecta; Hemiptera; Aphididae.
AUCGAGUAGUUCCCGACCUGAGUCGGGCGAUGACGUCGUUCUCCGGGAAUGAGACUCCUCGCGAGGCGGACGAUUGGUUGGAGGAAAUCGUAGGUAUGACGACUCUAAAUCGUUGGCCAUUCGAAUACGUGCUGCAGUACGUCCGAAUGCACUUGACCGGUCCGGCGAAAGAUUGGUUUUCGGGCCGUGAGUUUGCUGACUGGCGUAUGUUCGAACAGAAAUUCAGGUCAGUUUUCGUGCGUGAUGCGUGUGCGGCCGACCGCGAGGACGAAAUGCGUGCUCGGAAGCAAGGGCCGACCGAAUCUUUAAUCGCUUAUUUACAACCUAAACUCCGAAUGUGCAGGGGUAUAGGACAUUCAUUCGAAGUGUCCAAAGAUUAUGUUCUUCGCGGGCUGAGGUCUAAAGACAUGGCUUUGUACGCUGUUGGAAGGGUUCACGCAGGUGAGGAAGAACUGUUGAGUGACCUAUUGAAUUGGGAACGCAUGCGUGCGUUGCAUUCGCCCACGACCGCGUCGAAGUAUGCCGCCCCAAAAUUAGCGACGGCGACACCUGCCUGUCAGAUUCCUAAGAAGAAGACUGAUGAGUCCGGCAGAUGGAAGAAAGUUGAUAAGACGGCCGUGGUGUCGAGUGGGACCCGUGAGGACGCUUCCCCCGCCAGCUGUUGGGUAUGCAAGAAAACGGGUCAUGUGUCGCGUGACUGUCCUGACAGGUUGAAGCGGAAACUCGUGUGUUUCGGUUGCGGGGUUGAGGGACACAUACGACCCAACUGUCCAGAAAAGGACCAGACAAAUGUUGCCGAAACAAGACCAGUAUCAUUGAGUCAUCCUUAUAAGAAAGUUGGUCUAGUCAAUGGUAGAGAGGUUGAUAGUUAGUAGUGACGUAGUGACGUUACGCUAGUUGGCGCGCGUCGAUGUCGACUCGUGACGUUUCGUUGUUCUUUCGAUUGUGUUGUAAUUUUUAAUAAUGUGUUCUUUUUCCUGUGCGUUAUAAUAAUUAAUAAACGAGCUAUUGAUCGAGACGAAACAUUUGCUUAUUGAUUAGGAGAAGUUAACAAUAGUGUAGGUAGUAUU